GAGACCUAGACAGGAGGAUAGCUAUGAUAGGCGCCGUUUCAGACCCCGAGGGUCUUAUGAUAGAUCCCAGCAGAGGUUUCAGUCGGGUCAGUCUAGUAGCCCCUUCCAGGCUGCUCUCCAGGCAUCAGAGGGUGAUCAGCACCGCCAUAUUGGUUUUAGUGCCGGUCCUAGUCGGGGCCGAGAUAGUUCACAGAUGGGUUCUUCUGGCCGGGGUAGCCGACCUCCAGCUCUCAGUCGACAGUUCCAGGGGUGUUAUGAAUGUGGGGGGUUAGAUCAUUGGGCCCGCGAGUGUCCCCAUCGCAGGUUAGCCUUACCCGCUCCACAGGCAGCUAGGCAUGCGCCAGCACCUCCAGCUAGAGGCAGAGGCCAGGGACAGGACCGUAGGGGUGGUCACCAGGGUAUACGGGGUGGUCCCCGAGGAGGCAGAUUAGGGGGCAGAGUCGAUGCACAGGGUAGGGGAGUCCAGGCCCACUUUUAUGCAGCUCCAGCUAGAGCAGAUGCUGAGACCUCGGACGAUGUGAUCACAGGUCCGAGCACUAGUAGCCAGCGUUGAUCGAGCUUGGAGUAGACUUAUCCGGAGACGGGGGUGAGCACACGGCGUUUUGUACUAUUUCAGUCUCCAUCUGUAUAUAUAGACUUGUCUUUUUCCUUUCGAGACAGUCCAGUCUCUGUUGUCCAGUUUUGGGACUUGUACUCAUUUAGUAGUAGCUCUGUACUAGUGACUUCCAGGUUCUGGGAGGGAUCUUUAUUUGUAGAUAUGUUUUUGG
This is a messenger RNA of Solanum stenotomum, 767 nucleotides long. RefSeq lists its product as uncharacterized. The transcript is spliced from 2 exons. Gene Ontology annotation, molecular function: nucleic acid binding; zinc ion binding. NCBI's taxonomy places the organism in Eukaryota, Viridiplantae, Streptophyta, Magnoliopsida, Solanales, Solanaceae. The coding region runs from base 194 to 553 and encodes 119 amino acids. The record is from RefSeq and is a predicted model, not a curated record.